UUCUCACACGCUCUGCCAUGUUUAUCUCACUAUUUAUUCUUGUUGCAGUUACUGUGACUGAGGAGCAUCCAACAGUGUCGCAGGGUACAGUUGCAGAUGGAGACACUGUUCACCCUGCACGCAUUUAUGGACCUUUGACUAGUGAACUUAGAGUUGGGGAAGAUUUUGAAGUGAAGUGCAGCACAUUUGGAUUAAAGAAAGAUGAACACAUCUUUGUUUACCUCUGCAAGAACGGAGUUGGUAUAAAAAUGAUGGAAACCAAAAAAGUGGACUCUGAAAUCACUAUAAGAAAUGUCCAAAAAGACCACACUGGAAACUACAGCUGUGUGUUCUCCAGAACACGACACCCCACAGAGGUGAAAGGAAAGGGAGAAAAUGUCAUCUCCCUCCAAGUGACAGAUAAAGUAUUCCCAGCAUGGAUAGAUGUGAAUCAGUUCACAUCCCAGUCCCACAGUGUAACAUCAGGGACAGACGUGCUUUUUGGUUGCAGGUCAGAAAAUGCCCCAGCCUCUGUCAUUCUCAUGGCAUUCCUAUGUAGGAAUGAAACAAUCAUUGAUGUUGAACUGUGGGAUUCUCAGAAGAAACAGGCCAGUUUCCUUCUAAAAAGAGUGCAGAUUGGCGACACAGGUAGCUAUGGCUGUUUGGUGUCUGACCAACCUAUGGCUGCAAGAAAGUUGGACACGUGUGGAAAGAAUUCAGUGCCUCUGCAGGUUGAGAAUGGAGAACUGGAUGAGUUGGAUGAAUGUGCGUCCAGCGGAGCUGCAAUGGCCCCCCUGUACCUGCUGCCCUCCCUCGUCCUGCUCGUCCUCCUGGUUUUACUGCUCUGGAGGAACGGGAUACACAAGCAGAUGAGAUCUCCAAAGGUCACAACUGAAAGUGCACAUUUUCACACACCUGAACAGACCUCAACAGCGCAAAAUCAUUUUGAUUUUACUAACACAGGGCUACAGAUCCCCAUGCAAACGUUUUACGCAACAACUGGACAACCUAGUGUGAAUAGAACUGAUACAGGGCUACAGAUACCUGUGCAAACAUUUUACACAACCAGUGGAGUGCCUGGUGUGGACGGGACUGAUACAGCAACGUCACACAACAUACAACAAGAUCAAGGAAACGACAUAAGCUCCAAUGAGUGGAGUGACGAUGAAAGUUAUCAGGAUAUAGCCACAUACCAGGAGAUACCCGACCUCACUCAGGAGGAGGCUAUAAUAGCAGCUAUCAACGCAGACCCAAGAGAAUCAUUGGUAAGACCUCGAAUAAGUGCGACAUAUGCAACAUCGAAGAGACAAAAGAAGCCCACCUAAACCUACGGAACUGUAUCACCAUACGUUUUAGCACAAUUUGUAUUCUUGAAAUUCAGUGUAAUAUUUUGUAAUAAUGUGUGUAAUGUAACAACAUUAUGUAUGUGUGGCCUCAAUUUAUAUGGCAGACAACGUGCAAAGUUUGAAUGUGUUCUUGUGAGUAUUGAGCUGAAUCAUCAAAGUUUGCAAAGUCUCACUCAUGGUGUUAAAUUAACAAAUUGGUUUUGCCUUGUUACGAAAUUCACUUUAGUUAGACUCAAGACUUUGCACUUGACCCAUCAUCCAAAUUAGAGUCUUAUACCUGAAUGCUGAUGCAGUAGAGGUUUUGGGCUAAGUCCAGAGAUUGCUGGACCGCAAACUUAAGAGAUGUGGGGUUUCCAUGGAGACAUGUGACAUGCAGGCCUGCACUUGUAUGGACCCUUUCAAGAGAGUUCCAUUAUCAGCAUCAUAGUUGGCCCCACAAGACUUCCUUUUUAACAUUCC
Molecule: messenger RNA, 1784 nt
Organism: Alosa alosa (allis shad)
Lineage: Eukaryota; Metazoa; Chordata; Actinopteri; Clupeiformes; Clupeidae
Exons: 16
Coding region: 18-1304 (428 amino acids)
Source: RefSeq, a predicted model, not a curated record